UUCGACUUUGUGCCGAUGCAGUCCGAGCCGACAUGCCUUUCUAUUUGACUUUCCCCAUUCGAUGCUGACUGUUCCUACCUCUCCCCCCCUCUCUCCGAGUCUUUUUUCGGCCAAGACAUGUUGGAGUACAUACACAAACUUCAUGGCCUCGUUCGCUCGCCUGUGCUGCGCUGCGCUCUUCGUGCCGAGAGCCUGCCCUUUGCUGCUCCAGGGACUGCCUGCAGGCGUUCACGACGAAGCCGCCGAGGACUACCGCCUUGUUCACGGGGGCCCUGGGCUGACUAGUCCGGAGACGUUUUCUUGUUUACUGUCGAUGAAUACCUGACUCAGCAUGGGGCCGAUGCGUUUCGGAGAGAAUUCGAGGCCAACAAGACGAUGGUUUGCGAGCGGCACUUCGUCUCGCAGGUCUGCACCGCGCCCCCGAGGUUCGGCAACGAGAUGGGGGAGUUUGUGAACGCGUUCGGGUUUGCCGUCGUCGCAAACAGGACGUUUGUUCUGGCAGCAGACACUUGCUCUACUUACCUGGACUUCUCAGGGCGGAUCCUCCGAGACAGUGACGUGCAGGCGAUGACAAGCGAGGCGGGGUGCAAGAUCGGCUUCCCGAAGCUGCUGAUCAAGCACGGAGAGCCUCUGAGAAAGCAGCCAAUCGACAGCGCCGCUCCAGAUGCCUGGGCGUCCGAGCGCCACGUGAUGACGCGCUUCUGGCACGAGGAGGUCGCACAUCGGGUCCUCGCGAACGAGCAGCUCGGCGCAGAGGCAACGCGUCGUGCGAAGUCGCUUUUCGGCACCAGCGUCCUCUUGGGGUACGGCGCCCUCUUUCAUGCCGCCUGGGCCUUCAAGGACUCCGUGCGGAUCCCCGUAGACGAGAUGCUGAGGGAUCAUGCCGACGUGUUCAAAGUUGGCCUGCACGUCCGGCACUCCGGCAACUGCCGUGCGGGCUGUCGCGAGAAUGUGCGGGCUGCCCAGUGUGUGAAGAACAUCCUUAGCGAGCGCACGUCCCAGAAGUGCGUGGUGCUCAUUGCGACGGACCACCCAGAGUCAGAGGCCGAUCUUGCUCAACAGGUGCAGUCAACACUGAUGGGAGGGAGAGAGAACGCGUCGUUGGCUUCGGUCGAGCUGUUAAAUCUUGAGCAGCUUGCCAAGCAUAUCGAAGCAGCCACCGGGUGCAAGGCCAGGAGCACGCUUGUCUCGCAAAAGGUGGUGCAGCCCGAUUUCGCUGAGGAGCAUGGCCCUUGGGCGAUGUACUCGUCGGUCGCGGACCUCUACAUGCUGAGCCGCAGCGACGCCCUGGUCGUCGGGUACUCUGGCUCGGGGAACUCCUCCUUUUCGGAGC
Prorocentrum cordatum is the source of this 1333-nucleotide messenger RNA. Lineage: Eukaryota; Dinophyceae; Prorocentrales; Prorocentraceae. The record is from the annotation of a GenBank genome assembly.